Ailuropoda melanoleuca (giant panda) is the source of this 1614-nucleotide messenger RNA. RefSeq names its product inhibin subunit beta B (gene INHBB). The record is from RefSeq and is a predicted model, not a curated record. Gene Ontology annotation, molecular function: growth factor activity; cytokine activity. Gene Ontology annotation, cellular component: extracellular region. Lineage: Eukaryota; Metazoa; Chordata; Mammalia; Carnivora; Ursidae.
AUGAGGCAGAGAGGGCUGAAGAAUCAUCCCGACUGGGGGCUCCUGGAGGGCUUUCCCAGAGCCCACAGGCCUGUACCACCUUCGGCCACACCCAGCGGGGACCGGCUGCUUUGGACACUGAAGCCACAAAGCACAGCUGUCCUGCUGCAGAAGGAGGGGCCGUGCGGCUGCGCCCGCGGGGCCCACGCCUCGCCCAGUGCUCCGGCGGCCCGGGGCGCUCGGCUAGGGCACUGCAGCCCGGGAGCGACAUCCACCCGCGGAGCCAGCCCGCGGCCGCACCGCUGCCCCCGCCUCGCCAAGCUCGAGAAGGUGUACCCGUGGAGGGACGGGGGCGGCCACGGCGGCGAGAGUUGCUUCUCCCGGUCGCGGAGGGCGGCGGCAGGGACGAGGGCAGGGCCUGCGCGACCGCGGGGAGGGGGCAAGCACCGGGAUCCCAGGCCAGGAGCCAGUCGGUGUCGCCUGCCGCCCAGCUGGCCGCCGCCGCCCCCGCCGGGAGUCCCGGGCGGCUCGCAGGACACCUGCACGUCGUGCGGCGGCUUCCGGCGGCCGGAGGAGCUGGGCCGGGUGGACGGCGACUUCCUGGAGGCGGUGAAGCGGCACAUCUUGAGCCGCCUGCAGAUGCGGGGCCGGCCCAACAUCACGCACGCCGUGCCCAAGGCCGCCAUGGUCACGGCCCUGCGCAAGCUGCACGCGGGCAAGGUGCGCGAAGACGGCCGCGUGGAGAUCCCGCACCUCGACGGCCACGCCAGCCCGGGAGCAGACGGCCAGGAGCGCGUCUCCGAGAUCAUCAGCUUCGCAGAGACAGAUGGCCUCGCCUCCUCCCGGGUCCGCCUGUACUUCUUCAUCUCCAACGAAGGCAACCAGAACCUGUUCGUGGUGCAGGCCAGCCUGUGGCUUUACCUGAAGCUCCUGCCCUAUGUCCUGGAGAAGGGCAGUCGGAGGAAGGUGCGGGUCAAGGUGUACUUCCAGGAGCAGGGCCACGGCGACCGGUGGAACGUGGUGGAGAAGAAGGUGGACCUCAAGCGCAGCGGCUGGCACACCUUCCCGCUCACCGAGGCCAUCCAGGCCUUGUUCGAGCGGGGCGAGCGGCGGCUCAACCUGGACGUGCAGUGUGACGGGUGCCAGGAGCUGGCCGUGGUGCCCGUGUUCGUGGACCCCGGCGAGGAGUCGCACCGGCCCUUUGUGGUCGUGCAGGCCCGGCUGGGGGACAGCAGGCACCGCAUCCGCAAGCGGGGCCUGGAGUGUGAUGGCCGGACCAACCUCUGUUGCAGGCAACAGUUCUUCAUCGACUUCCGCCUCAUCGGCUGGAACGACUGGAUCAUCGCGCCCACCGGCUACUACGGGAACUACUGUGAGGGCAGCUGCCCGGCCUACCUGGCGGGGGUCCCCGGCUCCGCCUCCUCCUUCCACACGGCCGUGGUGAACCAGUACCGCAUGCGGGGCCUCAACCCCGGCACGGUGAACUCCUGCUGCAUCCCCACCAAGCUGAGCACCAUGUCCAUGCUCUACUUCGACGACGAGUACAACAUCGUCAAGCGCGACGUGCCCAACAUGAUCGUGGAGGAGUGCGGCUGCGCCUGACCGUGGCACGGCUGCGGCGGCGGCGGGCUGGGG